Messenger RNA from Necator americanus (New World hookworm), 219 nucleotides. RefSeq lists its product as uncharacterized. Bases 1 to 219 code for a protein of 72 amino acids. The transcript is spliced from 2 exons. The record is from RefSeq and is a predicted model, not a curated record. Lineage: Eukaryota; Metazoa; Nematoda; Chromadorea; Rhabditida; Ancylostomatidae.
AUGAGCAACGAAAAUGAAAAAAAAGUGUCUGCUAAGAUUGAUGACGGUCAGUUGAGAAAUUGGGCGCCCAAGCUCCACCGGAAAAGGACGUGGCACCGUGCCCCAUCGCAACAACAAAAAAAAUUGUUAUGCACUACUUCUAUGCACCGAAGACUUAAAGUUAUGUCCGCGAACAUUUUACAACGGCUCGUCGUCGAUUCAAAAAUUGCGCCUGAUUGA